UCUGUUUCCCCGUCGUUCUCUCUCCACCGUGCUCUUUUCUCCGUUCUCUCUGCUCCGUGUUCCGACGGUGUACGCGUAUAUAAUCGCGGUUAUCGUAUCUCUCUUUGCCGUUCUUCCGUUGUUCCGUUCUCGCUUCCCUGUCGCUCUCUCACCGCUCUCCGUUCUCUGCCCUCCGCGCACCGCGCACCGCUCUUCGCUGGUCGUCGAUCCUCGGAAAAUGGUGUGGAUAGACUCUCCCGUAGGAGCCAUGAGUUACCAAAUGUCUUUGAAUCAGUCCAGACCAAUGUCUCACGGGAACUACCAGGGACCCGGGGAUCUGCCCAUGGGUUCCACCAAAGAACAGACCCUGAUGUGGCAACAGAACUCUUACAUGGUGGACUCUGGAAUUCAUUCUGGCACUGUCACCCAGACUCCUUCCUUGUCGGGCAAGGAGGACGACGAGAUGGAGGGGGAUCCUUUGAUGUUCGAUCUGGAUCAGGGCUUCGCGCAGGGGUUUACCCAAGAUCAGGUAGACGAAAUGAAUCAACAGCUGAGCCAUACGAGAUCCCAGCGGGUACGGGCAGCAAUGUUUCCAGAAACGUUGGAGGAAGGUAUAGAAAUUCCUUCUACUCAAUUUGACCCCGCUCAACCCACUGCCGUGCAGAGACUGGCAGAGCCUAGUCAGAUGUUGAAGCACGCGGUUGUCAAUUUAAUCAAUUACCAAGACGACGCGGAUCUGGCGACUCGCGCGAUACCAGAACUGAUAAAGUUGUUGAACGACGAAGAUCAGGUUGUCGUAUCCAAGGCCGCGAUAAUGGUGCACCAACUCUCGAAAAAAGAGGCCUCUCGUCAUGCGAUCAUGAACAGUUCUCAAAUGGUCGACGCGUUGGUGCACGCGAUUUCGAAGAGCAACGACCUCGAGUCGACCAAAGCAGCGGUCGGUACCUUGCACAAUUUGUCUCACCACAGGCAAGGUCUGCUGGCUAUAUUCAAGAGCGGCGGUAUACCCGCCCUCGUUAAAUUGUUAAGCUCUCAAAUGGAGUCCGUGCUUUUCUACGCGAUAACGACCCUCCACAAUCUAUUGUUGCACCAGGAUGGCUCCAAGAUGGCAGUCCGCAUUGCCGGAGGUUUACAGAAGAUGGUCGCGUUGCUUCAACGCAAUAACGUCAAAUUCUUGGCCAUAGUGACAGAUUGCCUGCAAAUCUUGGCGUACGGUAAUCAAGAGAGCAAGCUGAUCAUACUUGCUUCGCAAGGACCGAUAGAGCUGGUGCGCAUAAUGCGUUCCUACGACUACGAAAAGCUGCUGUGGACGACGUCGAGAGUGUUGAAGGUGUUGUCCGUCUGUCCGAGCAAUAAACCCGCGAUCGUCGACGCGGGUGGCAUGCAAGCGCUCUCGAUGCAUCUUGGGAAUCCGAGCCAGAGGCUCGUCCAAAAUUGUCUGUGGACGCUGCGGAACUUGUCCGACGCCGGCACAAAGGUAGACGGGUUGGAGGUAUUGCUGCAGAGCCUGGUGCAGAUGCUGAGCUCGACCGACGUCAACGUCGUCACAUGCGCCGCCGGUAUUUUAUCGAAUCUGACUUGCAACAAUCAGCGCAACAAAGUAACGGUUUGCCAAGUCGGGGGCGUUGACGCCCUAGUACGCACUAUCAUUUACGCGGACAGUCGGGAGGAGAUCAGCGAGCCGGCGGUGUGCGCGCUCCGUCAUUUAACGUCGCGUCACGGAGAGGCUGAAACCGCGCAAAACUCUAUCCGCUUGAAUUAUGGAAUCCAAGUGACGGUGAAACUGCUGCAACCACCGUCGCGCUGGCCCCUCGUCAAAGCGGUGAUCGGAUUGAUUCGCAACUUGGCGCUGUGCCCGGCGAAUCACGGACCUCUUCGCGAUCAGGGCGCGAUUCGCGAUCUCGUCAGGCUUCUGAUGGACGCUUUCCCCGAGGCACAGCGGCAGCAACGAUCGUCAGUGGCGAGCACCGGAAGCCAACAAACGUCGGCAGCGUUCGCGGACGGCGGUGUACGCAUGGAGGAAAUUGUCGAGGGAACCGUUGGAGCGCUCCAUAUUCUCGCGAGAGAGUCUCACAACAGGGUGAUCAUCAGAUCGCACAACGUCAUUCCGAUUUUCGUGCAGCUGCUGUUUAACGAGAUCGAGAACAUCCAACGCGUAGCGGCCGGAGUGCUCUGUGAGCUUGCCGCCGACAAAGAAGGUGCCGAAAUGAUCGAACAAGAAGGUGCUACCGCUCCUCUGACGGAGCUGCUCCACUCUAGGAACGAGGGCGUCGCCACGUAUGCGGCCGCCGUACUGUUCCGCAUGAGCGACGACAAACCGCAGGAAUACAAGAAACGGCUCUCCAUGGAGCUGACCAACUCGUUGUUCCGCGAGGACACAAAUCUCUGGAACAACGGCGACUUCGCGAUGCCCCCGGACCUACAGGACAUGCUUGGCCCUGAUCAAGGCUAUGAUGGUAUGUAUGGACAAGGACCUCCUAGCGUACACAGCAGCCACGGAGGUCGAGGGUAUCAGCCGCACGGUUAUGGCCAGAUACCAGUAGAUUCCAUGCAAGGGUUGGAAAUAGGUGGAGGGUCGACGUAUGGCGCGAUGGACACUAUGGACGUAGCGCACGAGGGUGACCUGAGUUUCGAUCAUUUAGAAGAGCUUCCUGCACCGCCGCAAGACAACAACCAGGUCGCAGCCUGGUACGACACCGAUCUCUGAAACUGUGCCAGCGCAAAUCCACCCACAUCCCUGCACACGAACACAGGAACACGCACACCAGCGCACACACACACACACACACACACACAAAGACGAAAGCACACUUUCGCACGCAUAUCGACGACAGACAUAAUUACAUUUCACACUGACGAAGACACGGACGCGGAACAUACGUGAAUCCUCCUCGGGGAGGCGGACUAGUGAGGCUCUUAAGUAAUUUUAAUACAGACUAAAAUAGUAUCGUCGUUUUACUCUCACCCUGUAUAUCGAUCGAGAUCGAAAGAAUUUUGACAAAUUACCACACCACCAUCAUUAACCACCACCACCACUACCACCGCCGCCACCACCACCACCGCCACCAAAACCACCGUCACUACCACCGCAAGAACCAUUACCGAUUUACCGGCAUUAACCGUGGAGAACGACGAAUUAUCAAACGCGGAACGCGAACGAUCAUCGCAGAGAAAAAAACAGUUAAACGAAACAUGUCGAACUCGAGUAUAUACGAGUUAAUACGCGGAGAGGUACCGGAAAAUCUGUAGCUUGUUUUUACACGAAGGAAACAGGGUACGAAAAAAUCAUGUGCUCGCAGCACACGGCGCAUUGAUUCUUUAGACAUACGAGAAAACCGGUGUCGCUAUAUACAACUAUCUGCAUAUACAUAUAAAUAAUGCGUAUGUGUAUGCAUAUACAUAUAUAACUUACCAGUGUCGUACCUUAGAUAUUUAUAAUAAAAGGUAAAAGAAAAAGAUACUGGAGAGCCUGGAAACGAGGACAUUGUUCACGGCGAUGAUGACGAUGAUGAUGAUGAUGAUGAUGAUGAUGACGAUGAGACGAGACGAGACAUCGAAAACGGUCACACGUUGACGUUAUGGUUCGACGAGUCCCGUGUAUUACAAGUAACAAAAAAAAAGGAACCCUGUCGAUUUUAUACCUCCACUUUUCUUUACGGAAUCUACGAAAUUAUUGUUACGCCCGUCGGGAAGAACGGUAUGCCACGUUUGAAUAUCGUAGCUCUAAGAAAAACAGGACGAGGAGACGGAGAGGAAGAAACGGAUAAAAAGAAGUAUCGAACCGCGCGAGAAUCGAACGCCACGCGUAAUACCGUGUCAGCGUUAAUCACAGCAGUAUUUUGUUCGACGAGAGCAUCGAUAAAUGUUACGCAUCCGCAGACAAUAUCUCAGUUUCGCGUACGCAGACCGCGGUCGAGUUCAUUCUGUUUAUUUUAGGGACCAUGUAAUAAUCUACUCUUUUUUUCUUGAAUUUUCACGCGCGAAACGGCGCGAUCGUUCGAUUAAUUAUUCCUUUGAAUUUCGUCGAUUUCGAACGCGACGAUUUCUACUCGUGGCAGUAUAAAAAAAACGAUUACCGAACGACGUACGAUCGAUACCGCAUUACGCAUUUUAUACGUAGCCGUUGCAUUUCACGAUUCUCUUCCAGUGUCGUGCAUCCGUAAUUUAUAGUGGAAAUCAUCGAGGAGAUCUUCGUUGGGCGAGCGAGCAUUCGAUUAUUUUUCACGCGAGCACAAACCGAUCGCGAGGCGCAGCAUUGUUUGUGUCGCGGUUCGCAAGCGUCGGCUACGGCUCGAAAACGGCUCGCACUUUGCCGGGAUGGGUGCGCGUUCUCGGUACACGGCGUCCACGAACUUCAUAUUCUCGUUCUCGUGAUUUCGCGACGAAACCGCGUCGAGACUGCUCUUUCCUCGGGACUGCUGGACACUGGCGGUAGACGUCUAGAGGAAGGACGGACCACCUACCCACCUAAACGUACGAUUCCACGCGAAAGGCUAAUCGAGGUAUACGCAGAAUGUUCGCGGUUUCACGAUUCAUAGUGAUUUCAUACCAUUGCCGCUCGUCGACGUGCGCUCGGGCGAACUUGUAAACUUUGAGAAGGAUCAAAGGGAGAGAAGAUGUAUGUAAUCGUGGACGGGCGAAACGCCGUGGUCUCAUCGACGAAGCCUCGCCCGCGUGUUCGUACGACCGAACGAAAUCUUUUAAUCCGCGCGUCGCCAGUUGUCAUCGAGGGUAUUUCCUUGGUGGACACGCCAUCCGUUCGUGGUGCGGUGUUACGGUUCAAAUCGAAGACGAUAAAAGUAUAUCGCGCGUCGAUCCGGAGAGAACGCACUGCCCGACACUGUCGAUUGCCUGAAUAAUCCAUUAUAUCAUAGGUCUCCUUCGAAACUUGCGAAUCUAUUGAAUUGCAGAGAGCGUUUACCUAUUUAUACCGCUAACCCCCCCGAAACGAUAGUAUCAUUCUCGAGUAUCAGUGAAUUACAAUCACGAAUAAAUAUAAACGAAUAUCAAUGAA
Messenger RNA from Megalopta genalis, 4993 nucleotides. Lineage: Eukaryota; Metazoa; Arthropoda; Insecta; Hymenoptera; Halictidae. The record is from RefSeq and is a predicted model, not a curated record.